AUGACGUCGGCCUUCCCCACCCUCCCCACCCGCCGCCCCACGCUGCCCACCACCACCGCCCCCAAGCCCCCCUCCAUCUACCUCCGCACCUCGACCUCGGCCGCACACAGCUCCGUCUCCUCGCUCAACAGCCUCUUCAACCCCAGCAGCGCCACCAUCGCCGCCCGCGCGCCCGCCGACGCCGACGCAAAGUCGCUGAUCCUGCGUGCGUUUGUGCCGCACGUGGCCGUGCAUGUGAGCGAUGACACGAACGCGCUUGCGCGCGAGAAGGGCUUUGCCGACUUUAAGGACAUGCUGCGGCCCUAUGGCGAGGAGAUCUCGGGCCGCGUGACGGUCAGGGAUAGCCAGGGGAUUAGCAGCAGCUAUGAUGAUUUUGGGAUGCGGUUUGUGGCGCUGGCGGACGUGGCGGCGGGGGGGGAGAAGUGGGAGACGGGGCUGGCGAGGGCGGCGGCAGCAGCGAUGGCGGCCGGAGCGGGGGAAGGAGGAGGAGGUGGUGGAGGAGCGGGGGGAGGGGAGGGGGAGAAGAGGAAGGUGUGGGUUGGGGGGAGUAUUGAGGAGGUGGAGGAGCUGGUGGGGUUGCAUAUGGAUCGCGAGCUGGCGGGGACGGGGAGGGAGUUUUAUAUGCUGUAUUUGAGACGGCUGUUGAGCGCGCUGCCCGUGGCCCCGCAUGAGACGUUCUCGCACCCCGUGGCGUGUGUUAUUGCCAUCUCGUCGAGGAAUACGACACCGAUUGAGACGCUGCGGAACCUGUAUACGUCGGGGAGUAGGGUGCAGCUGCCGGCGUAUGUGAAUACGGACUAUCUGCGGUACUAUGUGCUCGUGCACGACGAGGACCGCGACGAUAUCAAAAAAUCCAACAGCCUCUUUGACCAAAUGAAGAAGCACUUUGGCCUCCACUGCCACCUCCUGCGCCUCCGCUCCGGCGGCCGCGCCGUAAUAUCCGACGACGACGCCGUCAUCGUGCCCAAGCCCAACUGGAUCUCAGCCGCCGAGGAGCUCGCCUCCAUCACCUCGACGGACGCCGACUACUCGGACGACCAGCCGGCGCUCUGUCUCCCCGACAGCGACGCCGCCGCACUCACAACCAUGAUCCGCGAGAUGGCGCAGGUCUCCAUCAUCCCGUUCAUGGAGCGGUGCGUCGCCACAUGGAACGACCAGGUUGCGUCCCGCCGCCGUGGCCUCUCGGGGCGCUUCCUGAGCAUGAGUAAGAGGUAUUUUGGAAGUAGUGGCAGUAGGACGAGUACCAGUGCGAGUAAUUAUGACCCGUUGUCGGCGAGCUAUCAUCCUAGCACGCCUGAGGCGCAGAUGCGGAAGCUGGCUGAUUAUGCCUUCUUGUUGCGCGAUUGGCGGCUUGCGAAUGGCGUGUAUGACCUCCUGCGUACUGACUUUGGAAAUGAUAAGGCGUGGAAAUACCACGCCGGCGCCCAGGAAAUGACCGCGAUAUCACUAAUCCUCACGGGCACGGGCCUGACCACCAAAGUCCGCGCCGACCAGAUCUACCCCCUGCUCGACCUCGCCGUCUACUCGUACCGCUCGCGCUGCAGCAGCACAUACUGCGCGCUGCGGGCGCUGCUCGUGUCCGUCGAGCUCUUACGGCUACGCGGCGGCGGCGCAGCCGACGAGGCAGCGACAUGGGCGAUCCAUGCGCGGGACAUGCACGCGAACCCGGGCAUCGGGCACGCGCUCGUGACGGAGCGGGUCGGCGCGUGCUACAGUGUGCGCGAGGGGGUGGGUACAGGGGCGUGGGGGGCAAGGCGGCGGAAGGCGGCGAUGUGGCGGAUGCUGGCGGCGGGGGAGUGGUUGGCUGCGGGGCGGGGCGCGGUGAGUAGGGCGUGCUUGGAGGGGGCGGUGGGGGUGUAUGAGGGGACUGGAUUUGGCGGGGUGAGGGCGUUUGUGGAGGGGGUCAAGAGGGGGAGUGGGUUUGGGGGGGUGUUGGUGGAUAGGAGGAGUGUGGGGGGGAAGGCGGGGAGGGAGCUGUUGUUGGAGUUGGGGGAGGGGGGGGCGAGGGUGGAGGAUGAUUUUGUGGAGAAUUAG
This is a messenger RNA of Morchella importuna, 2034 nucleotides long. RefSeq lists its product as uncharacterized. Gene Ontology annotation, cellular component: cytoplasmic vesicle; TRAPPIII protein complex; phagophore assembly site. The transcript has 4 exons. Bases 1 to 2034 code for a protein of 677 amino acids. Lineage: Eukaryota; Fungi; Ascomycota; Pezizomycetes; Pezizales; Morchellaceae. The record is from RefSeq and is a predicted model, not a curated record. Gene Ontology annotation, biological process: endoplasmic reticulum to Golgi vesicle-mediated transport; protein localization to phagophore assembly site.